Molecule: messenger RNA, 3855 nt
Organism: Nematocida parisii ERTm1
Lineage: Eukaryota; Fungi; Microsporidia
Product: RNA polymerase 2
Exons: 1
Coding region: 1-3855 (1284 amino acids)
Biological process (GO): DNA-templated transcription
Molecular function (GO): DNA-directed RNA polymerase activity; DNA binding
Source: RefSeq, a predicted model, not a curated record
AUGCAUAGAGAAUAUAUUCCAAGAGAAAUAUCGAGAAUAAAAUUUGAAAUAUUAACGGAGAAAGAGAUUCGUGGAAUGUCUGUUCUGUCGGUUACUUCUCGUGACUUAUACUCAAGCGAAAACAAAGCACCUGCCACCACAGGCCCACUUGAUUUAAGACUAGGCCCCAGCACAAAGGAUGCAGUGUGCAGUACGUGUGGAGAGAAAAUGGCAGAGUGUGUGGGGCACUUCGGACACAUUGAACUGGCCCUCCCCGUAUACCACCCAGGUCUGUUAAAGAACACCCAUAAAGUGCUGCAGAGUGUGUGCAAGCAGUGCUCGUCAAUUCUCUUGCCUGCAGAGGUACAAGCACAACUGCUAAUUAAGCUACGCGCCAGAAAAGGAAAUAGAACGCUAGAGCAGAGAGUCAUAAAAAAAGUAUUUGACGAAUCAAAAAAAACAGUAGAGUGUUUUAGCUGUAACAGUAUUAAUGGAAUAGUGCGAAAGACCGGGUUUAAGUUCUUUCACAGGGUGCACAGACUAAAAAAGCACGACACACAGAAGGAGAUUGAGCGAACCCUGUACAGUGCAUCGGUCAAAGACAAUCCAGAACUGACCAAUUGGAUCAAUAAUACCCCAGAUGAAUAUCUCUCACCAAUCACUGUACAGGAGGUACUCCGAAAUAUUACAGAGGAUGCAAAGUCUCUUCUAGGAGUAUCGUGUGAUGUUGUAUCACUAAUGAUUACUUGUCUACCUGUACCACCCGGAACAAUCCGGCCGAGUGUGAUGUCUUUAGACUCAUCAUCAAAUGAAGAUGAUCUAACCAUAAAGCUAAGUGAAAUAUCGUACACGUCACAGCUGAUUAGAGAUGAGAUUGCAAAGGGUGCUUCUCUGCACGCACUCGCUGAGAACUGGGACUUAUUGCAGUCACAGUGUGCACAGCUCAUUAGCUCAGACUCUCGGCCAGAUGCUGCUAAAAUAAGAAGUUUAGUACAAAGACUGAAGGGAAAGCACGGCCGGUUUAGAGGGAAUCUGUCUGGGAAGAGAGUGGAGUUCUCUGGGCGUACUGUCAUAUCCCCUGAUCCAAAUUUGAGUGUUGAGCAGGUUGGUAUUCCUGAGGAAAUGGCAAAAACCCUCACAGUACCCAUUCCCAUAACAGAAGGGAAUAAGAAUAAAAUGAGUGCCUUGUCAAAAAAUGGAUGCUCAACAUACCCCGGUGCAAAUUACCUUUUAAAACAAGACAGGAGAAUAUUCCUAAGGAAGGAUAAUAAUAUUGUAUUAGAAGAGGGAGACAUCCUGGAGAGACACAUGCAAGACUCAGAUGUUGUACUAUUCAACAGACAGCCGUCAUUGCACAGGCUUAGUAUAAUGGCACAUAAAGUAAAAGUACUCCCAGGGCGUACUCUUAGAUUCAAUGAGUGCGUGUGCUCCCCAUAUAAUGCAGACUUUGAUGGUGAUGAGAUGAACAUUCACUUACCACAGACAGUUGAAGCACGUGUAGAGGCACUUGAGCUAAUGGGAGUAAAAAACAAUCUGUCUGUGCCGCGCAAUGGGCAGCCGCUGAUUGCUGCCACACAGGAUUUCAUUACGGGCAGUUAUCUUAUAACAAAGAAGUCUACAUUCUUUACUAAGAAGCAGUUUGGGCAGUUUAUAACGUACGCCCUGCCUAACUCAACAGAAAGAAUCCGUGCAAAGCCAACUAUUCUAAGACCUGCUGUAAUCUACACGGGAAAGACUCUCUUCAGCACAGCACUGAACUUAUCAAUUUCUGUAGAAAUACGUACGCGUAAUUAUACGCCAAGCACUGUACCUAGUGCACAGAAUGAAGGAGUAUUCGUGAUGAGGGAUGGUGAGAUACUUUUUGGGAGGGCAGAUAAGAGAAUAGUCGGUGCAGAAGAAGGUACAAUUUUCCAUUAUGAAUUAAGAGAGGGCGGUCCCCUGGUGGUUGUUAAAGCCCUUGAUGCUAUUGCCAGGCUGUGUUCUAGGUAUCUUGGUGAGUCUGGGUUUAGUAUAGGCCUAGAUGAUGUAUUUGCAGAGCCUGACCUGUACCAGCUUAUAACAAAAGCCGUCGAUGCGUGUGAGGUUGAAGCAGCCAGUAAGCCAGCCGACAGUACAAUUUCCAUUCUAUCCAGAGCCAGAGAAGAUGCGGGUAAGCACUGCAUUGAAAGACUCUCCCCACAUAAUUCACCGGUUAUUAUGCAGGCCUGUGGGAGCAAAGGCAGUUUAAUAAAUGUAUCACAGAUGGUUGCGUGUGUAGGACAGCAAGUCGUUGGUGGACAGAGAAUAUCCUUAGAUUUCGGAGACAGAACACUUCCCCACUUCCAAGGGGACACAAAUGCAUCUCGUGGAUUUGUCAGGUCUUCUUUCUGUGCUGGACUUCUUCCAACAGAGUUCUUCUUCCAUGCCGUCAGUGGAAGAGAAGGAUUAGUAGACACAGCCGUUAAAACCGCAGAGACAGGGUAUAUGCAAAGACGUCUAAUGAAAGUGUUAGAGGGCGUAUAUGUGGCAUAUGAUGGAACCGUAAGAAGGGGCAAGCAAAUAAUCCAGAUGCAAUUUGGAGAUGAUGGACUAGACCCAGUUGUUCUACAGAAGGGUACUCUCACCACGGAUAUGCCCAUAGCACACUCCUGGGCUAUAAGCACCUGCACUAAACUAUCAGAGGAUAAGAACUCAAAUGGACUGAGUUCUCUUGAUAGAGUGCACCCAUCAGUGGUUCUUAUAUACGAUGCAGUCCUAUCUAUAUGGAACUCUAUUUAUAACUCGUACGCAGGCAUAGUCACAAAUGAUUUAUGGAGUAUGGUGAAUAAAUCAGUUGGGUACACUUUGUUUAGGCACAAUAACACUCAUCUGAUUAAGUUAAUGAACACAUUCACAAAGACACACGCCAUGACCGCCCCAGUCAAGCAGUUAUUCAUCAGUAAAAUGCUAUUCCAGGCACUUAAGUCACAGAUAGAGUAUGGAACAGCCGUGGGUGCAUUAGCUGCACAGAGUAUUGGUGAACCAGGCACACAGAUGACACUUAAAACAUUCCACUUGGCAGGUACAUCAGGCGCAAGUAUCACACUCGGAGUACCCAGGCUCAAGGAAAUCAUCAAUGCAAGCACUGCCAUCAGCACUCCCCUCAUAAAAAUCAUUCCACUCGAUGGUCAUUUCAAGUACAUCCCAGACCGUGUCCAGCCCAUAUUAAUAAGCGACUUAGCAGAGUCCGUCUCCAUUAACAAAACCUCAGCUGUAUUCAAAAUAUCCAGCAGUUUAAUCAUGAAGUACAACGUAGAUAAAGAAAUAAAAUCACUUGGUGGAGUGAAGAAGGAUGACACCUACUACUGGGAGGCACCACUAGAGAAAUACCUCCCAUCAGAGGUUGAUAAGCUCUUAAAAACAAAAGUCAAGGGAAUCUCAUCAGUCACAAGAGUGAUCACCACAGACACUGAAAUCAUCGCAGAGGGGACAGGGUUACUUGACAUACUCGGUGUAGAAGGUGUCAAUUCAGCACGGACCAGUACGAAUAAUAUUUAUGAGACGUACAAAACCCUGGGCAUAGAAGCAGCCAGAGAGUCCAUCGUAAAGGAGAUACAGUACACAAUCGGCCAGCACGGCAUAUCCGUGGAUACACGGCACAUUGGCCUCCUUGCUGACGUAAUGUGCUUUACAGGCGAGAUAUGCGGGAUGACCAGGUUCGGCCUACAGAAGAUGGGCGGAUCAAGUGUACUUACACUGGCCAGUUUUGAGCAGACGGGUGAGCAUUUAUUCACAGCGAGUUAUUCCGGGUACGAGGACCAAAUUAACGGUGUAAGUGAGUGCAUAAUCAGUGGGCAAAGAAUUCCGAUUGGCACGGGCUCAUUCAAAAUUCUAUUUGACUGCAAUACAAAAAAAUAA